Messenger RNA from Suillus discolor, 2315 nucleotides. RefSeq lists its product as uncharacterized. The coding region runs from base 86 to 2113 and encodes 675 amino acids. The record is from RefSeq and is a predicted model, not a curated record. NCBI's taxonomy places the organism in Eukaryota, Fungi, Basidiomycota, Agaricomycetes, Boletales, Suillaceae. The transcript has 7 exons.
UUACCUCAGCGAUACAUUGACUGCCACCCAAAACAGCUGCAAAAAUCUUGACUCCCAACGCGAUCAGCUCCAGAGCGACCUCCGUAUGCUCUUAAAGAAGGACAACGCGGAGUUGCUUGGCCAGUGGAAAACUAAGCUUGCGAAAUUGGAAAAUGAGAUACAAUGGUUGAAAGUAGAGCGAGAUGACGCGAUCAAGGCCGAAGCGGAGGCUGCCAUUGCACGUGAAGAGAUUAGGAGCACCUCGGCAGCUAGUGCAGUCGCUCUCAAAUCCACGUUCGACCAGCUCUUACAAGAUCAACAACGUCAAGCCGAGGCGAACGCUGAGAAGGUUCGGACAGCACUGGGGGACUCUAUUGAAACCAAAUCUGUGCAAAUCCGUGACCUACAGAGCCGGCUCAUACAGCUUACGGCCACUGUAAAUGAAUGGGAGGGUAAAUAUGAUGCAGUCACCGAGGAGCGUGACUCCCAGAAGCAGCUCCUGGUCGCUGAACGGCAGAAAUACAAAGAAGCAAGCUCGAGCCAAAAGGAACAGAUAGAUGAUUUGCAGAAACGACUGGAAGCUAGUGCCUCAGAGGACACCAUAAUGACCAAGGUAUUACGAAUAGAGGAGCUUGAGAAGGAACUGGCCUCAGUCCGGGCACACUAUGCGAAGUCGAUCCAGGAGAGAGAUGAAGCCGUUGCUUUAGUCAAGUCUCGCGAUGCACAAAUGGAAGAGUUGCAGGAGACACUCGCAGUAUCUUCAAGUCGCAAAUCAACGAAGGAGUGUGCGCGAAAGAAUAAAGCAGGUGGAAGUUCCGAGGAGAAGAAAACUAGUUCAUCGAAAUCAUCGACCCCUCAUGACCAGAUCCAGUUCAGAGUGCCUGAGGUGCGCCCCGUAGCCGCGCCGAUAGCCGAUCAACGGUCUAAACAAAUCACUGGCCCUAAAAAAAUUGGGAAGCUGAAGUCCAAGUCCUCAAGCACUGCACCGGGUUUCUCUGCCGCUCGCCCGAUGGAGAUUGACUCAGCGUCAUCAACUGACGUGGAAAUCAUCUCUGGACCGACACCAAUUGUCUCGCAGGGGUCUAAUACGAAGCAAAAAUCUCUCCGUACUGGAUCGAACAAAACGCCUUUAGGUGUUAAUACUAUCCAGACAGUCGACUCCCCUACAGAGAAGACCAGUCUCAAGCGUACUGCAGACACGAACGAUUCUUCCACACCAAUCACAAAGCGACCCAAACUCUUUCUUGACUCAUCCGCUAGCUCCGUUGAGAAAGCCGCGCCUGCUGCAUCCAGCUCGCCGGUUUCAACUCCCUUGGAAUCGAGAUCUGUGACAUCUUCACCAGUCAUUGCAAAGCCUGCCUUCAACUUCAAAUUUCGAAAAAAUCCUGGGCAAGCAAGUACUUCAGUCUCCUCGGGCGGUGCGACGCCAUCGAAAGCUAUGGCUAGCUCGCCAAAUGUACGCACAUCCCAGAGCGCGACUUCAAACGAAGCCCCUUCUGUGGGAGCCGGCGACGGUGGCGCGUAUCGCAGAUCAGGUAGCGUUGCCUCAGACACUGAGCUCGCAGCAGAAAGCACGCUUGGUGCGAAACCUCGAGCCCGACUUCUGAGACAUGGGCAAAUGAAACCCGCCGUAUCGACAACUGGCGAGGCUACUAGCUCCAAGAAGCAUGCUGAAUUCAAAAAUUUCAACCCUGGUGAUGUUCCUGCAAAGGAACAGCCUCCUGGGUCGUCGGCCCGCUCAACAGCAGUGAGUGAAGAGCAGCCGCAAAACGCCCAAGAUGCAGCAUCUGCAAAAAGUAAACCAUCUUUGCUGCGCCAAUUCAGCGGCAUAGAUAACCUUUCAACACCUCCAUCCAAUUCUACUCCAUCUCCGUCCCUUUCAACUGCCUCUGGGAGUGCAGUUGGUCGAAGCAAAGCCAAUUCCACUCGUGACACCAUCUCAAAAGGCAUCUCACAGCCAGCAGGAGCUAAGCCUAUUCCUAAAGGCCCGAGGUCGUCAAUGGCUAUGUUACAAGUGACUCUAGAAUCUUCUCCCAAGGCACCGAAGUCGAUGACAGCGACUAGGUCAUCAGGAAAGGUACCCCAAAGGCCAACGGGGACAUCCAAUACUGGAGGUAUCAAGAAAGGCACCUAAAUCCCUCUUCGUGUUCCAUUACCUUGUAUGAUUAACCGGGCUCUUCAAUCACCCUGUCACUGUAAAGCACUCAAAUUCCCCGUAUAUUUGUCUUACUCUCGUUUAAUGUUUUACAAAAAGCUGGUUUCUUUUGUUGUACAUGUAGUAUGUACGCUGCUUAGAUGGACGACAAUUCAGUGGUACACAUUAUAGAAAAACAAAA